GAUGUCCCGGACGUCUCCACUUCGAUCAGCCUGGCCGGGCUCUACGAGCCGAUCAUGCUCGGCAUCGUGUUCGGCACCACCUUCACGACGCUCCUGGGGCUCCUCGUCGCGGCCUGGCUCCAGUUCAAGAAGGGCCCCACGCUCGGGCUGUAG
This is a messenger RNA of Prorocentrum cordatum, 153 nucleotides long. The record is from the annotation of a GenBank genome assembly. NCBI's taxonomy places the organism in Eukaryota, Dinophyceae, Prorocentrales, Prorocentraceae.